AUGGGCUCAGAUUCAAAAACAGGCUCAAGUUCGGGCAAGCCGUCCGUAGGAGGCAAAGCCGCACAAUCUGCACCCUCCAUCGCUUCCAAAUCGUCAAAAGGAGCAGAGGCCUCACAGCACGCACCCAGCACGCACAAUAUGGCGACCAUCGCUGAUGACGACGACCGACUGCUUGCCCGCAUCGGAUACACUCCAGUUCUUCAACGCCAUUUCUCAAGAUGGUCGACUGUAUCCUACGCAAUCUCGAUUCUUGGUGUGCUGGGCUCCGUUCCUGCAACGUUUGGCAGUCCAGUGGGCUCAGGGGGGCCAGCAACCGCAGUGUGGGCGUGGAUGAUUGGCAGUAUCAUGGCCUACUGCAUUGCCAGCUCAGUUGCUGAGUUGGUAUCGGCCUAUCCCACCGCUGGAGGAAUGUACUAUGUCACGAAACACGUAGUGCCCAAGGACCGCGUGGCACCUUGGGCGUGGAUCGUGGGUUGGUGCAACUUCCUUGGUCAGGCUGGCGGCGUGGCAAGUCUUGCCUACACCAUUUCCCAGAUGAUUCUCGCAACUGCUGUCAUGCACUCUGCCCAGGACAGCAACGGCGUGCCGAGCUUCGCCCCGACCUCCGUCCAAACGGUCUUGCUCGCGAUUCUCAUCCUGUGUUUGUUUGGCACCAUCUGCUCCUUCCCUACGCUCUGGCUCCACAAGGUCAUUCUGUGGUUCGCCCCCAUAAACAUCCUUGCUUCGAUUGCGAUUUGCAUUGCUCUCCUCGUUCUCACUCCCGAAAAACAGAGCGCCAAGUGGGUCUUCACAGAGUUCACAGAUGGCUCUGGUUGGGGCAGCAAAGGAUUCUCCUUCCUUCUAGGUUUCCUCUCGGUUGCAUGGACUAUGACAGAUUACGAUGGUACCACUCACAUGUCGGAGGAAACGCACGAUGCCGCGAUUCGAGGCCCCGUCGCAAUUCGGGCUGCCAUCCUCGUGUCCGGUGUAGUUGGCUGGAUGCUAACCGUUACCUUCUGCUUCUGCAUGUCAGACUACGACGGAAUCAUGGCUACACCAACCGGACUUCCCGUGGCACAAAUCUUCCUGAACGCUGGUGGCAAAACGGGAGGAACGGUCAUGUGGUUCUUUGUGAUCCUAGUCCAGUUCUUCACCGGUUGUUCUGCGAUGCUGGCCAACUCGAGGAUGGCCUGGGCUUUUGCUCGUGAUGCUGCGUUUCCAUUUUCGGAUUUCUGGGCCAAAGUAAACAACGUCACCGACACGCCCAUCAAUUCCGUCUGGCUCGUCGUGAUCUUCUGCAGCUGCCUAAACAUGAUCGGUAUCGGCAGCACCUUGACCAUUCUGAGCAUUUUCAACAUCACCGCUCCGGCGCUCGACAUCAGCUACAUUGCCGUCAUUAUCGCGCACAGAUGGUACGAAGGAAAAGUUCAGUUCCAUCCAGGUCCAUAUACCAUGGGCCGAUGGAGCAAGCCAGUCAACGCGGUUGCCGUUACAUGGGUAUGCUUUAUCAGCGUGAUAUUGUUCUUCCCCACGGCAAGACCAGUCACGGCUACAAAUAUGAAUUACGCAAUCUGCGUAGCGGCCUUCAUUGGAUUCUUCAGUAUGAUCUGGUGGUAUGCCGGGGCACGCAAACGGUACACUGGACCCCGCACAACAGACAUAAUCGAUGAAUUACCACAGGAAGAUCCGCGGGAUAUCCGUCGUGAUAUCUUGGGUGACUCCAACUAUUACGAGCCCUGA
Didymosphaeria variabile is the source of this 1719-nucleotide messenger RNA. It is a transcript of the gene TPO5, whose product is annotated as polyamine transporter tpo5. Gene Ontology annotation, molecular function: transmembrane transporter activity. Lineage: Eukaryota; Fungi; Ascomycota; Dothideomycetes; Pleosporales; Didymosphaeriaceae. Gene Ontology annotation, cellular component: membrane. The record is from RefSeq and is a predicted model, not a curated record. The transcript is spliced from 9 exons. Gene Ontology annotation, biological process: transmembrane transport; amino acid transport. Bases 1 to 1719 code for a protein of 572 amino acids.